This is a messenger RNA of Aegilops tauschii subsp. strangulata, 1887 nucleotides long. RefSeq lists its product as uncharacterized. Gene Ontology annotation, molecular function: protein binding. NCBI's taxonomy places the organism in Eukaryota, Viridiplantae, Streptophyta, Magnoliopsida, Poales, Poaceae. The record is from RefSeq and is a predicted model, not a curated record.
UCUCCGUCGUUUUGGCGAUCCUUCUGUGAAUUUUCCCCGCGGCGAGGAGCCGCGAUAGGCUCCUAGGGUUUGGGGCGGCGCGGCGCGGCGCGGGGAAUCAUUCAGUGGCAUGCGCAUCCCCGAUUUGUGGCGGAAAAUUGCGUUCUUACUCGUUUCAGUCCGCUGCUAAUCAUGCGACUGUUGGCUCUCUGUUCGAUCCGUUCCCCCCUUUCGUGUGCUAGCGAAUUCCACCCCGUGUUGACUUCGUUCUGUUCACAUCAUGUUUGCUUAUGAUUGUCCCUAAGUGUUCAGAUGUUCAGAGCCUGCUAAUAUGCCGUGGUGCUAAUAGAAACUGCGGAGAGCCGCUAGAUUUGUAGUAACUGCUGUUGUGGUUAAUUAGCAGCUGCUAUUACUUGUGGACUGGUGUAGGAGGUUUGUGACGCACUCUCUCCUAGGCGAGGAUCGAUGUGCAAUUAUGGCGGCGGCGACGUCGAUGACUGGUAUGAUGAUUCUGAUACGGAUGACCACGUCGAAGACACGGGCGAUGACGGGCACCAUGAGCAAGGAGCAAGGAACUCCGAUUUAGACCUGGAUGAUGAAGAUCGGACCUUUUUGUUUCCAGAUACUUGGGGGGUAGCGCCCACUAGAAAAGAAAAAGACAUCCAAGGAAUACAAUGGGAGAGGCUGGCUAUCACACGUGAACGGUACAGAUAGACCAGAUUGCAGGAGUACAAAAACUAUGAGAACAUUCCUAAUUCUGGAGAAGAAGCAGCCGAGGAAUGCAAACAGACUGAGAAAGACGGAAUGUAUUACGAAUUCAGAAAAAAUACUAGAUCUGUAAAGUCAACUAUACUACAUUUCCAGCUGAGAAAUUUAGUAUGGGCGACAUCCAAGCAUGAUGUCUACCUGAUGUCACAUUACUCAGUCCUUCACUGGUCUGCAUUGAGUGGCGUGGAUACUGAACUUAUGAACGUCCAAGGUCAUGUGGCACCAAAGGAGAAGCACCCAGGAAGUCUAUUAGAGGGGUUUUCUCAGACCAAGGUUAGUACCAUGGCAGUCAAGGACAAUUUGCUGGUAGCUGGCGGAUUUCAAGGGGAGCUAAUCUGCAAGCACCUUGAUCGAGAAGGGAUAAGCUUUUGUUGUCGAACAUCACAUGAUGAUAAUGCUCUUACUAAUGCAAUUGAGAUAUUCAAUACUUCUAGUGGCGCUGUUCAUUUCAUGGCAUCGAGUAAUGACAACGGUGUAAGAGACUAUGACAUGGAGAGAUUCCAGUUGUGCAAUCACUUUCAGUUUGAUUGUCCAGUGAAUCAUACAUCGCUGAGUCCCGACAGAAAGCUUGUUCUCGCCGUGGGGGACCAUCCUGAUGCUUUACUUGUUGAUGCGAAUUCAGGAGAGACGCUUCAUGCCAUGAAAGGCCAUCACGACUACUCGUUCGCAUCGGCCUGGAGCCCUGAUGGACGAACGUUUGCUACCGGGAACCAAGACAAGACAUGCCGAGUCUGGGACGUGAGAAACCUGUCGAAAGCCAUCCAUGUACUGAAGGGCAACCUUGGGGCCAUUAGGUCGAUCCGCUUCACUUCUGACGGGCAGUUCCUGGCGAUGGCGGAACAUGCGGACUUCGUCCAGAUCUUCGACGCCCGGAGCGACUACACCAAAAGGCAAGAGCUGGACUUCUUUGGCGAGAUAUCUGGGAUCUCCUUCAGCCCGGAUAUGGACGCUCUUUUCGUCGGCGUGUGGGAUAGAACAUAUGGCAGCCUCCUCCAGUAUGGUCGUUUACAUAAUAACAACUAGUGCGUGUACCAUAUGGAGCUGUUCCCCCGCAUGUAUAUCCCAGAAGUCUUGAACAGAACUUGUCUGUGUGUGACUCAUUUCUCAGCUGUAUAUAAAUGAAUAUACAUGUGUGCUUCA